This is a messenger RNA of Aureococcus anophagefferens, 1926 nucleotides long. RefSeq lists its product as hypothetical. Gene Ontology annotation, biological process: protein peptidyl-prolyl isomerization. The transcript has 3 exons. Bases 1 to 1926 code for a protein of 641 amino acids. The record is from RefSeq and is a predicted model, not a curated record. Lineage: Eukaryota; Pelagophyceae; Pelagomonadales; Pelagomonadaceae. Gene Ontology annotation, molecular function: protein binding; peptidyl-prolyl cis-trans isomerase activity.
AUGGCGACCAGUGGCACCACCCUCGCGGCCAUCCCCGAGGGCCGGUCGGCCUCCGGCGCGCCGCCGCGGAAGCGGCGCAAGGCCGCGUCGGCGGCCGUGCUCGGCUACCUCGACUCGCUGCCGUGCGCGACGCAGUACGAGUCGUCCUACAUGCACCGCGACGUCGUGUCCCACGCCGUCGUCGCGAACCGCACGGCGUUCCUCGCGACGGCGUCGGAGGACGGCCACGUCAAGUUCUGGAAGAAGAUGCAGGAGGGCAUCGAGUUCGUCAAGCACUACCACGCGCACGUCGGCCCCGUGUCGGAGAUGGCCGCGUCGUUCGACGGCCUGUGGCUGGCGACGACGGGCGGCGACGGCGCGGCGAAGCUCUACGACGUCGCGUCCUUCGACAUGGCCUGCAUCCUGCGGACGAAGAAGAUGGCCGAGCCCUACGUGCCCGGCUGCGUCGCGUGGCUGCAGACGGAGGCGCGGCCGGCGCCGCGCGUCGCCGUCUGCGACGCGGCGGAGGCCGCGGCGGUGCGCGUCUACGGCGCGCCGGCCUUCGAGGAGUGCGCGCGCGUCCGCGUGCACCCCGCGGCGCCCGUCGUGGCGCUGUGCUUCCUCGACGCGCUGGACCUGUGCGUGUCCGCGGACGCGCGCGGCAUCCAAGAAACGGCGGCGGACCUGCCGACGGACGUCGUCACCUUCAAGCGCAAGGUCGACACGGACCUCUACGCGCUGGCUAAGGCCAAGGUCGCGCCGUGCCGCGUCGCCGGGUCGCGCGACGGCUCGAAGUUCGCCGUGACGUGCGCCGACGCGACCGUGCGCCUCUUCGACACGCGCACGGGCAAACUCCUGCGCACGCUUGACGAGCGCGUCGAUAGUUUGGAUGCGAAGCGGUCCCACGACGCGGCCCUCGCGGCCCUCGUCGCGCUCGACGACCUGUCCUACGGCCGCCGGUCCGCCGCGGAGCGCGAGAUCCAGAGCAAGGCGGGCCGCGGCACGUUCCUCGGCCGCUGGAACUGCGCCUUCGACGAGACGGGCGAGUUCCUGCUCUACGGCGCCAUGCUCGGCGUCAACGUCGUCCACGCGGGCUCCGGCAGGGUCGCCGCGGUCGUCGGCGCCAAGGACGAGUCGGAGCGCUUCGGCGCCCUCGCCGUCUUCGCCGGCGCCGCGAAGCUCGACGCGCAGGCCGAGCAGGCGCGGCGCAACCAGAAGGCCAUCGAGACGGGCGACGAGACGAAGAAGAACGUCAUGUCCAUGGGCUGCGAGCAGACCGAGGAGGGCACGCCGGACCCGUCCGUCUUCUGCACGUCGUUCAAGCGGAAGCGGUUCUACUGCCUGAGCCGCCGCGAGCCGGACCCGGGCUUCGACGGCGAGAACCUCGACGCGCGCGACGUGCAGAACGAGCUGCCCAGCGCCGAGGAGCUCGGCCGCCGCGCGGCCGCGAGCGCGCCCCUCGCGCUCGGCACGGACGCGCUCCUGCGGACGACCGCCGGCGACAUCAAGAUCAAGCUCCACCCGAACGAGUGCCCCAAGACCGUGGAGAACUUCUGCACGCACGCGCGCGACGGCUACUACGACGGCCUCCUCUUCCACCGCUGCAUCAAGCAGUUCAUGGUCCAGACGGGCGACCCGCUCGGCGACGGCACGGGCGGCGAGUCCAUCUGGGGCGGCGAGUUCCAGGACGAGUUCCACCCGUCGCUCAAGCACGACCGGCCCUUCACCGUGUCCAUGGCCAACGCGGGCCCGAACACGAACGGCUCCCAGUUCUUCAUCACGACGGUGCCGACGCCCUGGCUCGACAACAAGCACACGGUCUUCGGCCGCGUCUCCGUCGGCAUGGAGACGGUCCAGACCAUCGAGCGCGCGCCCUGCAACCGCUUCGACAAGCCCCACGACGACAUCAAGAUCAUCUCCGUCGAGAUCUCCACCGCCGGGGCCUAA